Messenger RNA from Salmo salar (Atlantic salmon), 5149 nucleotides. RefSeq names its product eukaryotic elongation factor 2 kinase. The record is from RefSeq and is a predicted model, not a curated record. Gene Ontology annotation, molecular function: calmodulin binding; calcium ion binding; ATP binding. Gene Ontology annotation, biological process: myosin II filament disassembly; response to differentiation-inducing factor 1; protein phosphorylation. NCBI's taxonomy places the organism in Eukaryota, Metazoa, Chordata, Actinopteri, Salmoniformes, Salmonidae.
UGUGGCUGUCCUAGACUGCAAGGAUACGUGCAGGGAGUACAAGUCAUGGUGGCGGACGGGCGGACCAAAGGGCGCGUUCAACAACAAAAAACGUUUUGGAAUCUUCAGAUAGAGAUGUCAUGAAUAGAUGCAACAUGCAUCCUUGGUCUUGUUCUUCUAUAUAUUUAUAUGUGCAACGUUCGACAACGUUUGGUAACUGAACGUGGCCCAGGGAACAAACAAAACAGAGAAGCGCGACUCGCCCUGGAUCCUCAGGCAAUUUCGGAGGGCCAGAAUCCACCACAGUCCAGCAGCGGUCCUCUGAUUUGGCAUGCACCUGGAGUAACAACUGUCAAGCUAGCAACUACCUGAAAACUGCAAAUACCGCCAGACAGACAAACCGCAGGAGACGAAGAGGAGGUUGGAGGAUUGUCAGGGCAUGCAUAUUUUCAUCAAGUAGUCUCUGUCCACCGUUCAGAUUAGUACUCAUCACACACACCCCUACCAGUCAACAUGGAGGAUGAACUGAUGUUCAGUAUGGACGAGGUGGGCAGUGCCCAGCGUAACCCACUGCAACAGAGGACCCCUGAUCAACGGGCCCCAUCUCUUAGCGACGCUUACGAUAGCGACGAGGACGACUACUACAUCUGUCCAAUCACAGACGACCCUGUCAGCCAGGCCGAAGACAUCUGUGGCUAUUUAAAGAAUCUCGUCCACAGCAAGCAGCUGUCCAACUCCCCCAAAAACUCCUUCUCCUACAAGAAUGAAACAGAAACGGAGAAAGAAACUCCACAACAGUCUGUCGGGUUUGGGGCGUUUUCUGACAAUGCACGGGCGGUCUGGAAAAGAGCCAUAGAGAAGGCCAAGGCCAUGCCUGACCCAUGGGCUGAGUUUCACCUGGAGGAAGUCAAGACAGAGCCAUGCAUACGAUACAGGUACAAUGCUAUCACGGCUGCGUGGUCUCAAGACACAGUGCACAUCAAGGUUUCUGGCCAGCCUUUUGGACGUGGGGCCAUGAGGGAAUGCUUCAGAACGAAGAAGCUCUCUAACUUCUCCCACAGUAGUAACUGGAAGUGUGCGUGUAACUAUGUGACGAAGCGCUACAUGGAGCCUGUGGACAGGGAUGUGUACUUUGAGGAUGUCAGGCUGCAGAUGGAGGCCAAACUCUGGGGAGAAGAGUACAACCGCCACAGGCCACCCAAACAAGUGGACAUCAUGCAGAUGUGUGUGAUUGAGAUGAUGGAGCGUCCAGGUAAACCUCUGUACCACCUGGAACACUACAUAGAGGGGAAGUACAUCAAAUACAACUCCAACUCUGGCUUCGUCAAGGAUGACAACAUCAGGCUCACGCCACAGGCAUUCAGUCACUUCUCGUUUGAACGUUCGGCCCACCAGCUGAUUGUGGUGGACAUCCAGGGGGUGGGGGACCUCUACACGGACCCUCAGAUCCACACAGAGAGGGGGACAGACUUCGGAGACGGAAACCUGGGUGUGCGGGGCAUGGCACUGUUCUUCCACUCCCACCUGUGUAAUAAGAUAUGUAAGAGUAUGGGGCUCACACCCUUUGACCUCUCCACUGCAGAGAAAAGCCAGCUAGACUGCACCAACACACUGCUGAAGUCAGCCCAGACGGUACUGAGGGGUAGUGAGGAACAGUGUGGUUUCACUCGUUUUCGUACUAUAUCAGGGGGCCGUGUGCCCCCACUUCUCUCCCACCUGUCGGAGACCUCGUCUGGGGACGACUCUAUGAGUGACAUAAGUGACUCCAUCCCCUGCUCGCCCCUCGCCUUCCCCGGCUCUCCACUAGGACAGCACUUCUCUAUGGGCUCCAUGGGCAGGUCUCCUCUGGGUUGGUCUUUCAUAAAUGAGAUGGAUGAACGGGAGAAACACAACCGCAGCCACAGCCCAGAACACAAGGACUCAGAGAAUGGAGGAGACAGUGGUUGCCCAAGUGAGAGGAGGAGUGAAGGGGACCCAACCGACCAUGCAGAUGGGGCCCGCCCCCACCGCUACAACAGAUACUACUCUGAGUCGGACGAGGACAGUGUGAGACGGAGAAAGGUUCCCAGCAGAUCUUCCCCUAACCCAAACUUAAACUGUCCUGUCGUAAACACCCCCAGCAGCCAACCGCUGACAGAUGAUAAAUGGAGUGUCUACCACUCGUCUCGUUCUCAUGUCCACCGGCCAUCCUGUGUUGCUGUGGAGAUGGAGAGACUUGACUCGCUGAUCCUGGAGAGGAAGAUUGGCAAGUCCAUCCUGGGGAAGGUGCACCUGGCGAUGGUGCAUUACCACGAGGCUGGUCGGUUCUGUGACAAGGAGGAGCAAUGGGACCAGGACUCAGCCAUGUACCACCUGGAGAGAGCCGCCAUGUGUGGGGAACUAGAGGCUAUCGUUGCCCUGGGACAGUGUUACCUACAGCUGCCACACCAUAUACUGUCAGAGAUGGAGCUAGAGGACAACUCAGGGAGCCGUAUGAAGGGCUUUAAGUUCCUGCUGCAGGCUGCUGAGGCAGGACACAGAUCCUGCAUGAUCCUGGUGGCCAGGGCCUUCGACACCGGCAUCAACCUCUCACCAGACAGGUCCCAGGACUGGAAGGAGGCGAUGAGAUGGUACAACUGUGCCCUGAACAUGACAGACUAUGAUGAGGGGGGCGAGUUUGACGGCAUGCAGGAUGAGCCUUGCUACCGGCUGCUGGCCAGAGAGGCUGAGAUGUACCAGGAGGGGGGCCACAGCCUGGACCCAGACCCACAGAGAGCAGGUGAUCUGUUCACAGAGGCAGCAGACGCAGCCAUGGAGGCGAUGAAGGGCCGACUGGCCAACCAGUACUAUAUGAAAGCAGAGGAGGCCUGGGGCAUGAUGGAGGAAGAGGAGUAGGAGACAGGGACUGGCACUGCCAGGCCAAAGGAAUCGGCUAAAGCAGAAACAAGCUGGCACCCAGGAUAAUGUUGUGAUGGAUUUUCCUCCCUAAUGGUUUAACGUUUACAGACACAUUUACUGUGUGAUUUCCAAAAUGCUGUGUGAUUGUUUGAUCUGUAUAUGACCUUUUAUGCAGCCGUCCUCCGGCUUAGCUAUCUUUCUUGGUGCUUCAGAGGGAAUUAUGUCUGGUCCUUGUCUUGUACAUUUUUCCCCUUUUCUAUUCCUGUCCCCAUUGCCCUUUGGACUAAUGAAUAUGGUUGCAUUUCAGAGGCAAUUUACCGAACUGAAAAUAAGCCAUUUCAAACUAGAAAAGUAAAUUUCCUGAAAACAAUUGUGCUUGCUAGCUUAAAGGGAUAUUUUAGGAUUUUUUUCAUUGAGGCCGUUCAUCUACUUCCCCAGAGUCAGAUGCACUUGUGGAUACCAUUUUUAUGUCUUUGUGUCCAGUAAGAAGGAAGUUGGAGGUCGUUUUGUGAGCCAAUGCUAACUAGCAUUAGCACAAUGACAAAGUCUGUGUAUCUGCUAGCAUGCUAGUAGAUACCCAUAGACUUAGAGUAAUUGUGUUAAAGCUAGUUGUGUUAAUAUUUGUAGCUGAAAUUGUUACAGAUAAUUAGCAUUGGAAGUGUCUACCAUUGUUCUUACGGUUGGCAUUGAAUUCAUGAAGUUUCAUGAUAGUUUAUAUAAAUUAAUUGAAGUUGGGAUAGCCUAAAUGUUUUAAAGUUGGUAUUGUAGCUUAUUCCAUGGGUCUCAUUCAAACCCAUGUUAAUAUAUGGUAAUAUGAAAUGGUUAUAGUAUAAAAAAUCUGAAUGCAAGCACACUAAGUUGAUUUCAAAGUCUGGUUGGAGUUGAUAGCUAAGCAUCCUGACACUGUACAGCAUCCCUUUCUUAAGGCGUGCUUCAGUUCGGCUGGCCCUUAGCCAAACUCGGCUAGCCAAACUGAACGAGUGUGCUCACAUACUCCCUUAAAACACAUUCGCUUGAAAAACAGAAAGAAAACCCGCCAAUAGUAGUUUGUCCAUUUUGAGAUGAAGUAGCAAGUAUACACUUCUUCAAAAUAGUCAGAAUUAAUCUAAGAACUCAAGAAAUGUCAUUAAUUUUGAUGUUUUUGCCUAGGAGAUCUUAGACCUGCAAUUUGACAUCUAACUAGGAUGUUUGGUACAGUAUUUGUUUAUGAAAAAAAUUGCAUGAAAACGAGUCAUCUCUCGUUGAAUGACAGACUUUAUGGAAGAAUCCCUACUGUUGACCUACAGUAGACUUCGUUAGGCUCCAAACUUCGGCUUGCCUCUGGAAAGAAAUGUGUGCUCGAACAAACGAGAACAAAAAAAACUAAUCGAAGUCCGAAACGUCACAAAAUGUCGUCAUAAUAUAUGCACGAACUCUACCAAACUUUUUCGGCUGGGACGCGUGCAGACGCCUUUAAAAAUACGGUGACAAUUUCAGAAAUGAAAUGGGCUGUUACUGCAAGUUAAGGUGAACACAAAACAACUCUCAAAUAUAAUGAAAAUGUCUAUACAUUUCAGCUAUUUCAAAAACAUUGCUCUGCUAUUAGUAUUUUUACUGUAUAAAUGUUGGGCUCAACGAGACAAUUCUGCUUACACUGCCCUGCUUAGAGGGGGGCAACGGUCGGCCGAGUGUCGUGCGCGACCUCCGGAGGUAGCGUUCGAGACGUGAGAAAUGUGCAAGUUUACAUUACGAUUAUGUCUCUCGAGUAUCCCUCAAUUCUCCUUAAUACUUGUCAAUGAGAAUAGACCCUUAAACGGUUCAAGAGGAGAUGCGUUUUGACUUUUAACAAAAGGGCCAUUAACUCAAAGGUAAUGGCCCUUGUAUUGCCAUUAAAUGCAUUGGAGAUCAUGUAAAAAAUAAAUAUAUAUAAAUGCUCUAAAAUAUAAAUGCUCUAAAAUGAAUACAAAUUCUCAAGCAAUCUAGGUUUGGGCUGGUUGUAUGUUUUUAAAGUUGGUUUUGAGUUCAAAACUUAAAUCCUUUAAGCUCUAGAGCGGGUGGAAGAAAUCUAAUAAGAAUGCAUAUUACAUUUUAAGAAAUCUAGAGUGGUCGUGCCUUCAGCAAGCACAUUAAUUAAUGUUUGAUUCAUGAAGUAAACAUUUCAUGAACAAAUGUUGUUUACUUUGUGUUGGUUUUGCCUAACACUUUUGUAAUAGAGGGCACUUGUUGCAUUGUUUGCAUACUUGUGUAUAUGACUGCAUGGAAGUAGCUAUAUGUAAAUGUCUCUUGACUUUGGAAUAAAUAUGAUUUUAUUGCA